Messenger RNA from Diatraea saccharalis (sugarcane borer), 3972 nucleotides. Lineage: Eukaryota; Metazoa; Arthropoda; Insecta; Lepidoptera; Crambidae. The record is from the annotation of a GenBank genome assembly.
UAUAUAAAAGACAAUUCACACUGUGGCCGUUCCAAUUCGCUCGCGCGCCCGUUCAUUGACUCGAGUCGUGAGCUCGUUCAUUUCGUUUCAUUCGGUGUGCGGUGUCGGUUGGAUAUGGCUAAUUGUUUACGGACUAGUGGAUUAUUCCUCCUACUAUUUUUAAUAAUAAAUACGUGCGCCGUAUCACCGCCAUGGAUAUUUUCCGUGAAUGUUAACAAGUCGUGUAGUACCGUAUGUGAUUACAAGUUGAAUGUGAAUGGAGUUAAUAUUGUUGAGUGGUCACUAACCUAUAAGGAGCAGCAGAGAGGCGAUCUCUGCGAAGAGCUGUUUGUGUUUAAAGAAACAUUGUUGGACGUGCAAUUGAAAGUUCCUAAUGGGGGCAAGUUGUUUUUCUGUGCGAAAGGAGAUGAUGGCGUUUGGAUACAUCAAGGAGGCGAAAUAUAUUUGGCGCCGGAUGACGUCACCGGCCGAUCAACAGAAAAUGACCUGAGCGACGAGGAUGUGUUCUCUGACAAAGAGAUAAACUUGAUAGAUAAUAAUAACAUAGAGAUUCUCAACACGGAAGCGACGUUUGACCUCCAUCAUGAUUUAGAAGUCAAUAACGCAGCUAAAGAUGCUGAAGAAAAUCUUAUAGAAAUAUUUAAUACACCAUACAGACUGCAGAGGUUAGAAGACAGAACUGAAACUGCAUUACGUAAGAAAAGACAAGUAGAUGAUACAAAUGUGAAUGCUACCGAUAGUACAGCUCCAAAUAAUACAGAAGAAGUUAAAACUACAGUAAAUAAUACAGAAACAAGUUUAGGACCUAAGAGGGUUGAUGUGGGACCUAGUACUCCUAUUAGAUUGUUGGGUUUGAGGGUGGAAGAGGCUGAGAAAGAGCCGAAGAUUGUGGAUGGUAUGAUUCCUAGUGUACUGAGAGAAACGACGUUUACGUUGAGAUUGUUCGGUGAGGGAUUCACUAACAAUUCUGAGAUUGCUUUUACGCAUACUGGUGAAGAUUACGGGAGCAACUGUCAUUUUUUGCUUGCUGGGGAAUACAAGGUAAAAAUCGCAGAAACAGACUCAGCUCUUUUCGAACUGAAAGCCCCGCCUCCAUUAGAAGAUUACAAAUUCUAUAUAUGCGCAAGAAAUGCUAGAAACGAAGAAUUCGUGCAUCAAGGAAAAGAGCAAUACAAGAUCUUGGCUACACACAACAAGUUGCUUCCGCUAUGGGUUUCCAUAAUUCUUAUUAUAAUUCUCCUUCUAUUGGCGUCCUUGUUCUCCGGUCUCAAUCUGGGUCUUAUGGCUUUAGAUAGAACGGAACUGAAGAUUAUUGCUAACACAGGCACAGAGAAAGAAAGGAAAUACGCAAGAGCCAUCAUGCCUGUAAGAGCUCAUGGCAAUUACCUUCUCUGCACAAUUCUACUGAGUAAUGUCGCCGUCAACAGUACUUUCACGGUUAUUCUUGAUGAUUUGACGUCUGGAUUGGUGGCUGUCAUCGGUUCUACGUUAGCUAUCGUUUUUAUAGCGGAGAUUACGCCACAGGCUGUAUGCGCGAGACACGGGCUGCUGAUCGGUGCAAAGAGUAUUUGGAUCAUGAAGAUCGUGAUGGGCAUCUGCGCUCCUUUAGCCUGGCCCACGAGUAAACUUCUGGACUACUUCUUAGGAGAAGAGAUCGGCACACAUUACAACAGAGAGAGACUAAAGGAACUUGUCAAGAUCACCAAUCACGUGAACGAUUUAGACAAAGAGGAGGUGAACAUCAUCUCCGGAGCCCUAGACCUUCGUAAGAAGACUGUCAAGGACGUAAUGACCAAGCUGAAGGACUGCUUCAUGCUGCCCAUCAACAGCGUACUGGACUUCGACACAAUGUCAGAGAUCGUCAAGUCUGGUUACUCCCGUAUCCCGGUGUACGAGGGCAGCCGCGGCAACAUAGUGACGGUGCUGUUCAUCAAGGACCUGGCCUUCGUUGACCCGGACGAUAACACUCCGCUGCGGACCCUCUGCCAGUACUACCAGAACCCUUGUAACUUCGUCUUCGAGGACGUCACACUCGACGUCAUGUUGAAACAGUUCAAAGAAGGCCACAAGGGUCAUAUGGCAUUCGUGCAGCGCAUCGAGGAGGGCGACGGAGAUCCCAUAUACGAGACGGUCGGUCUGGUCACUUUGGAGGACGUUAUCGAGGAAAUGAUACAAGCAGAGAUAGUGGACGAGUCUGAUGUGAUAAGCGACAAUCGCACUAAGAAGCGUUUGCCCCGACCAGUGAACAAGUUCCAGGACAUAGCAGCGUUCGCCGGCCACCAACAGAAUCAACGAGUGCACGUCUCCCCGCAACUCGUGCUGGCCACCUUCCAGUUCCUCAGCACCAGUGUUGAUCCGUUUAGACCCGAGAUGAUAUCAGAGACAGUGUUACGUCGCCUACUGAAGCAGGACGUCAUCCAGCACAUCAAACUUCGCGGCGAUGAGGAUAAGAAUGACCCUAAACGAUAUGUAUUCCAAGAAGGUAAACCGGUGGACUACUUCGUGUUGAUACUAGAAGGUCGCGUCGAAGUAACAGUCGGUCGUGAGAAUCUCGUGUUCGAAGCGGGACCGUUCACUUACUUCGGUGUACAGGCGCUCACACAGAACGUCGGGUUAGCUGAGAGUCCGGCUCCUUCGACGUUGGGCUCGCUGCAAAACCUUAACAUGGAUUCGAUGCUGCGCCACACUUUCGUACCGGACUACUCCGUCAAGGCCAUCGCUGAGUUAUACUACCUCACUAUCAAGAGAUCAAUGUAUUUGGCUGCUAAACGCGCUACUCUCAUGGAGAAAGGAGCUUUGAACAAGGGAGGAACCAAUGAGCAGAUAGAACCUGAAGUAGACAAGCUUCUUAGCGAAGGUGAUCGUAUAGAAGAAGUCAGAGAGGUAGAAAAGCCGCCACAUGUGUUCAAAGUGAAUUCAAAAGAAGACGCUCUGCGUAACCCAGAAGAGGAGAAACUACUAAAAAAGUAGAAAAAUUGUUAACGACAACACCAAUUCUACCAUUAUGACAAAUAGCUUAGGUUUGCUUAGCAUGAACACGAAUCAUAUCAUAUUUGAUCAAUUUUGAUACGUGGCAAGACAAUGGUAGAGUUAUUUAUCGGUUGAUAAAUAAAUACAAAUUACAGUUAGCGGUAGGUGAAACUACAUAUUGCUGUAGCAAAAUAUAUUUCCAUAUGAGGAGCUAUAUUUUUGUAGUAUGUCUUGCUGUUGAUUGGCUUUCCGUAAUGUAUGUACUACCUAAUUCUACCAUUGCCUAGCGAUACUGCCACACCUUUUUUACUAUAUGGAAUGUGUUCCAUGAAUUUUACAAAGGUUAAAUGAAAAGCAUGUUAUUUUACAUAGUCGUGUAAGUAAGUAUUCUAAUAGUUUUUGUAAUAGUAUUUAAUGAAGCAUUUGUUGCUAUUUUUAACAAUUAGAUUUAUAACUUAGUAGUUUUUAUUUAGCCUAAUGGUACUUAUUUCUGUUUGUGCAUGGCAAUAUUAUUUUACGCGGUAAAAUCUGACAUUUUUGAAUGUAAACCUUCAUGUUGUUUGUGAGGAUGAUAACAUUAUAUUUUUAUCUGUUGUUAUCCAAAUGUUUAUGAAUAGUUCAAAUUAUUAUAAUAUAAUCACUUUAUGUACUUAUUUGUUGAGGUUGCGAGGUUUACAUAUGCGUCCUAUAAAUAGUGCCUUUAGAGUAAUAAUUAAUAUAAAAUGUAUAAUAUUUUUACAUAAUUUUGUUUCAAUCAAUUGUGUUUCAACAAUUUUUCAAUGUUAGAUUUGAUGAAUUCUUUUUAUUUGAGUUUAAAUAAUUCAGUGGGUAUUUAUUAGACAGUCUGUGUAACUUAUAAAAAUGUGUAAUUUUGGAAGUAAUUUUACCAUAAAUUAUUCAGUAGAUAUAAUAACACAACUAGUUUUUUUUAUACGUAUUUAUUGGAAUUUGUGCCUUGACUAAAUAUUAUAAAGAAAAAAAUAUAUUUCAUUCAUGAAUAUU